UAUAGUUCAUUGAACCUAAUUUAAAAGCGGAAGUGGUGUAGACAUCGAAAUCGAAAUCAUUCCAGAGGGACGAAAGCACUCGGAGUCGUGAAAAUACCGACACCCUAAAUAAUGAGGCUUUCUUCUUUUCUUUCAACCAGUCAGCCACACGUCCCUGAUCAAAAUUCAUCAGUCGUACGCGACUGCCAUCAGCUAUAAAACCCCGUUGACGCCGACCGUACUGGCAUUCGGUGUUUAGUCUGGCGAAUCGGUGGUACCGCCAUGAGGAUUUUAACCACUUUUGCGUUAGUAGCCCUUCUGGCGAUUCUCACUAGUGCUCAACAAAUAGAAACUACUGUUGAUGUCCUACAAGAAAUUUAUCACAGAUGCGCAGAUAGCGAAUCCAUGUUAUCUUGUGUUAAACCGAAAGUGUUGGCUUAUAUUACCGAUGCCAUGAAACAAGACAGACUAGCUAUUACGGAGGAUUUAGCAGUAGUUAAAUCCCGUGACGAACCAGAGCAUAAAAUGGAAGAUUAUUCUACCUCACAAUUCGACGCCGCGGAUCCAGCCAAGAGAAAAUUCCUACGAACAUUGUUGCUCGAAAAAUUGGACGCGUACUUGUCAAGCCAUCAGCUUGAGGCUAAGCUACCAGCAGCGAUUGAAGGAUCCAAUAUUGUCCCCAGAUCCUUAGUCGACAGCAUGCCGAAGAGUCUUACAAUCCCUCUUAGUGAUUCUUCUAAUGAACAAGGUCGCGGUUUCGUCAAGAAAGUGAUGAUACCAUUCCUUCUUGGCCUCAAGUUCAAAGCCACCGCUUUGGUACCUCUCGCUCUCGCUCUCAUCGCAUUGAAAACUUGGAAGGCGCUGACUUUGGGUCUUUUGUCAUUGGUUCUCAGCGGAGCGAUGGUGCUCUUCAAGCUGACUAAACCGAAAGUCGCUUACGAGGUUGUUCACUAUGGACACCCGCCCAUAGAACACCCCCCUCAUUGGGACACUGCACCGCACGGACCUUACAGGGCCUAUAGGAAAUAG
This is a messenger RNA of Vollenhovia emeryi, 1008 nucleotides long. RefSeq lists its product as uncharacterized. The record is from RefSeq and is a predicted model, not a curated record. The coding region runs from base 262 to 1008 and encodes 248 amino acids. The transcript is spliced from 3 exons. Lineage: Eukaryota; Metazoa; Arthropoda; Insecta; Hymenoptera; Formicidae.